UUACUGUACAACUUUGUUACAAAAUGUUUUCUAAGGUCGUGAUUUUCCUGGCUGUUGUCGCUGUUGCUGUAGCGCAAUACGGCUAUGAACACGGAGCAGCUUACUCGUCUCAACACAUCUCUCGUCACGACGGACAUCCUGACAUAGUGAACGUGCACGGUCAUCAAAUGGACUACUCUACACACCCUAAGUAUACCUUCGAGUACAAAGUGGAGGAUCACCACACGGGUGACAUGAAGUCUCAACACGAGAGUCGCGACGGUGACGUGGUGAAGGGCGUGUACUCGCUGCACCAACCGGACGGAUCUGAGCGGACCGUGCACUACCACGGUGACCACCACACCGGAUUCCAUGCUGACGUGAAAUACGAUACUCAUCAUAUCGUUCCGAAGCAUCAUUAUUAAAUGAAGUCAUGAUUGUGUCAGUCUAAUUAACCGUAUGUUGUAAAUAAAAAAAUUCCAAUUAUU
This is a messenger RNA of Vanessa tameamea, 467 nucleotides long. Its product is annotated as cuticle protein 19-like. The coding region runs from base 24 to 404 and encodes 126 amino acids. Gene Ontology annotation, cellular component: extracellular matrix. The record is from RefSeq and is a predicted model, not a curated record. NCBI's taxonomy places the organism in Eukaryota, Metazoa, Arthropoda, Insecta, Lepidoptera, Nymphalidae. The transcript is spliced from 4 exons.